UCGAAAGAGACUGCUGAUACUCCUGCUGCUCGCCCUAAUCCAUACCAUGAGAUGGUAGUUAAUGCUUCGGGGGAUACUAGUGUUAUUCGUUCGUCGCAAGUUCAGCAACGCCCAGCUGCACAUGCAGAACGGAACUCUGGGUUAGAAUGGUGUAUAAGUUCUCCUUCAAAUACUGCAAGGAACUCAUUUUUUGUGACAUGGUGCAGACCUACGAUCUUGUUACUGUUUCUAUUACUGCUCGUGGUUAUUUUCGUAUUGGUUUCUGGAAUUCUGCUCUACCAUAACUAUUUAGUGCACAAACCACGACAGACUGCUUCUGCUGAAGCUUUUUUCAGUUGUCAAAACUUUGGCAGAUUCAUAAUUCAUAUUAUGUCCUUCAUGAUAGACAUGAAUCGCUAAUGAAGAUCUAUCAGGAUAUAAUCUGCUAUCUCUCUUGUGGGAAGUUAUCGGAUUGAUGAGUGAAC
This is a messenger RNA of Diorhabda carinulata, 464 nucleotides long. RefSeq lists its product as uncharacterized. NCBI's taxonomy places the organism in Eukaryota, Metazoa, Arthropoda, Insecta, Coleoptera, Chrysomelidae. The transcript has 3 exons. Bases 52 to 399 code for a protein of 115 amino acids. The record is from RefSeq and is a predicted model, not a curated record.